AUGAUGAGUUGGGCCGCUGAACAGCCCGCGUUGGAGAUCAAUGAGGCGGUCGGCAAACUGUUGCAGUCCUUCAACUAUGAAACUAUCGUGCCUCAACCUAAUAAAGGUGGAGGUUGUAUUCGACGGCCACACGUCAAACGUCCUAUGAAUGCCUUCAUGGUGUUCGCACAAGCCAUGCGCAAGCGCCUAUCAGAGCAGAGACCAUCUUUACACAACGCCGAACUUAGCAAAUCACUUGGAUCUAUGUGGAAAAGUCUAAGCGAAGAAGAGAAGAUGCCAUUCAUAAAAGAAGCGGAAAAACUACGAAACAAACACAAAAAAGAUCACCCGGAAUACAAGUAUCAGCCGCGCCGCCGGAAACCGCCCCCCACUUCCGCCCGGUUCAAAAGAGAGCCUUCGCCUGACAGGACCCAAAUCGACUUUUCUAGAAUAGAAAUGGACGGCGCACUUUUAGCAGACGGUCCACCUGAUGGAGCUGAAUUAGACCAAUAUUUAAAACCUGCGCCGAUGCCUGAGUACCACGAGAUGCAACCGCGAUACACCCACUCGCUAACACACGUUCCUCCCCUCUACACCCCCGUACCUCACUUACACCCCCCUUGCCCCGAAUGGCACAAUUAUCCGGGACAUCCAUAA
Pieris macdunnoughi is the source of this 636-nucleotide messenger RNA. The record is from the annotation of a GenBank genome assembly. NCBI's taxonomy places the organism in Eukaryota, Metazoa, Arthropoda, Insecta, Lepidoptera, Pieridae.